AUGCUGGACAUUGUGGACGUCAUCGGGAAGUUCGGCACAUACCACGCACUCAUCGUGCUUCUCAUCAUGUUGCGAGCUGUGCCCACCGGGUGGACUAAUAUGAUUACGCCGCUGAUAGCUCCAAAGAUGGACCACUGGUGCGCUCGUCCGCCGGAACUUUUGCUUGCAAACUUCAGCGACCACGAGUGGAAGACCCUGGCCGUGCCGUUGACUGAGGACGGCUCCUUCGCCAAGUGUGAGAUGUAUCUCGUGACGAUUGGAAAAGCACUAAUCGACGUGGACAGGAAUGUUACAGUUGCGUGCCAAAGCUGGGAAUACAAUACGUCCGUGUACGAAAAAACUAUCGUAAACCAGUGGGACCUUGUAUGCAGCAGGAGCUGGUACCGCUCCGCAGCGCAAAGCGUCGUCAUGGCCGGCGCUCUCGUUGGAGUGCUCCUGUUCGGAGAGAUGUCCGAUAGGGUGGGGAGGAGGCCAACCUUCUUCGCCUGUGUCCUUCUUGUCCUGACGUUCGGUUCGCUGUCAUCAGUGGCACCGGGCAUCGGCUGGUUCAACGCAGGUCGCUUCAUGCUGUCCAUGGGCAUCGCUGGGUGCCAAGCCACGACUGUGUCACUUUUGAUGGAGAUUGUACCUCCGAAGCAUCGCAUGAUGUUGAACCUGGGAUUUGGCAUCGGAUACACGGGUUCUUUGCUGCUCCUGCCACUCGUAGCCUACCACCUCAAUAACUGGUCCAGCCUGCAACUAAUAGCAGGUCUAUCGGCCAUCAUGAUGAUUCCAUUCUGGUUCAUUCUUCAGGAAUCUCCCCGUUGGCUGUUGACUAAAGGGCGCCUUGAAGACGCCGAGGCUACGAUGGUGAAAGUCUUAAAGAUAAACCGAAGACCAAUUCCAGAUAUGGACCAAGUGAUGAAUGACCUCAGUCUACAAAGCAAAUUGGAGUCCCGAAAAACGAAGAUCAGGUUCUUUGACUUCUUUAGAACUCCUAAGAUGAGAAGGAACACAUGCGUGCUUUUUGUCCUGUGGUUUCUGGGAGGCGUGAUCUACUACUACGCGGCGCUGAACGUCACAAAUAUUCCCGGCAACCCAUACAUCAACUACACCGUCUCAUCCGCGGCAGAGCUGCCAGCGGCGCUUCUGGGAAUGUACGUCGUCAGGUGCUGGAGCCGGCGACGCUCAAUGGCAGUUCAACUCCUCCUGGCCGGCUUAGCCUUUGUGCCGGCGCCCUUUUUACCAAAAGACGGCUCCCCCUGGCCCAGAGUGGCAUGCAACAUGCUGAUGCGGUUCUUCUUCCUGGUCGGAGGGUUCAUCAAGUGGAUCAUGGUCCUGGAGAUUUUUCCGACAUCCGCGCGCAGCUUUGGCUUCGCUUGCUGUCUCACCUGUUCCCGCUUUGGUGCCAUGGUUGCGCCUUUUCUCGUGGAUUUAGGCGAUGCUACCAGCGCCAUUAUUCCUGCCGUGCUGGUUGUGUUGAUGAACUUACUGACCGCGGGGCUCGCCCUAGUCCUUCCCGAAACCCUCAACAAGCCUCUGCCAGACAACUUCCAGGAGGCGGAGAAUAUUGACAGGUGA
This is a messenger RNA of Ixodes scapularis (black-legged tick), 1560 nucleotides long. RefSeq names its product organic cation transporter protein. Gene Ontology annotation, biological process: transmembrane transport. The coding region runs from base 1 to 1560 and encodes 519 amino acids. The record is from RefSeq and is a predicted model, not a curated record. Gene Ontology annotation, molecular function: transmembrane transporter activity. Gene Ontology annotation, cellular component: membrane. Lineage: Eukaryota; Metazoa; Arthropoda; Arachnida; Ixodida; Ixodidae. The transcript has 9 exons.